AUGACCAGGAAUAGAUAUUCGCAGACACGAAAGAACGACAGGAAGCCGCUCAAGGUCUUCCAGGCCAAUGUCGGCAAGAUCCCUCCGGCUCACGACUGCGCUCUGGCACUGGCUGACUCGGAACGAUAUGACAUCGUGCUCCUGCAGGAGCCGUGGACAGCCCAUACGAAAACGCGCUGCCUGACGAAGACCCAUCCUGCUUACGACACGUUCACGCCAGUAGAGUCCUGGGACAGUAACGAUACUCGACCUAGAGUGAUGACAUAUGUCCGACGAGACCCAAGGCUUCUCGCUGACCAGAUACGACCGUUCCAGACUCGCGAUAUUCUCUGGAUCACAAUCAAUGGCGUGACUGUAGUCAACUUCUACCGCCAGAACGACGAAAGGGAUGCCCUUGACACGCUGCUUCGAUGGCCUGUCCCGGAACGCUGCCUCGUCGCUGGCGAUUUCAAUGCUAGACAUCGAAGCUGGCAGACAGGGCAGACUACGGACCGCGGCCAAGAGAUUGCCGGUUGGGCAUCAGAGAAUGACAUCGACCUGCUUAACACGUUAGAUAUCCCAACAAACCCACACGGCAACACAAUCGAUCUCGCUUUUGCCAACAUCCCACUUGCUGAAGCCACUGUUGAGGACCAUCUCGCCACUAGCUCCGACCACUUCACCCUCAGCUUGACUCUCCCCAACAUAAAGCCCGCUCCACUACAGCCGGGCAAGAUUCGAGUGACGACAGAAGAUGAGCUUAAACGAUUCGUCGAGAUCGUAGAGCUUGGAGCCACAGAGAUCCCCCUCAGAGAUUCAACGCCCGCGGAGCUGGACAAUCUUGCGUCUUCACUUGUAAAUCUGCUAACAUCAGCAGCGAAGGCAGUGGGUCGGCCCUCACGGAAAGGUGGCUGCCCAGCUCCAUGGUGGACAGAAGAGUGCGCCUGUGCCGCGGCUGCAUUCCGGGCCAUCAGAAGGAGGCACCCCCUCAGCUUCAAUCAGGAUGUUCAGAUCGCCAAGAGAGACUUUCAUCGCGUGGUCCGCCGAGCAAAACGAAAGUACUGGCGGGAACUCAUCGAUAGCUUCUCCAGCAGCAGUGCUGUCUUCAAGACCGUCCGGUGGCUGAAAUCUCCGGGGCCCUUCCAGCCGCCUCCCCUGCAGGUCGACGACGCUGUAUACGAAACUCAGAUGGACAAGGCGAGCGCACUUCGGGGAGCGUUACUGGAACGCCGAACUUCUGAUGACGAUAUUGGAGACCCCUGGACACCAGUCUCUCCUCCUCGAUCGAUCACAUUCUCACCCGAAGUCUCCCUAGACGAGGCACAGCAUGCGACUAUCCAUACAGGCAAUACUUCCCCUGGGGCGGAUAGCAUCACCGUCAAUCUUCUCAAAGCCGUGUGGCACAUCGUCGGGACGCAUAUCCGUCGUUUGUUCGAAAGGUGCCUCUCCUUGGGUCAUCACCCGGAACCAUUCAAGCAGGCGGAGGUGGUCAUGAUCGCGAAGCCGGGACGACGAGACCUCACAAAGCCAGGGGCAUGGCGACCCAUCUCCUUGCUCUCCUGUCUCGGAAAGGGGCUGGAAAGAUUGAUCGCUCGCCGCUUGGCGUGGGCAGCUGUUCACUAUGGCGUCCUUCAUCCACAACAGGCGGGCGCUCUCCCCAAAAGGUCGGCAACAGACCUGGUGACCGCCUUGAUCCACGAUAUCGAAGAAGCAUUUGCACGCAAGAAGGUGGCCACCCUGGUCACGAUGGAUAUCCAAGGUGCCUUCGACACCGUCAUGCGCAAGAGACUAGUCUUGCGUCUCCGUGAACAGGGCUGGCCCGACCAUCUCGUCAGAUGGGCUGAGUCCUUCAUGAAGGAUCGUUCAGCCCGCGUGAGGUAUCAAGACACCCUCACGCCCUUCGCUCCUCUCCAGUGUGGACUGCCUCAAGGCUCACCAGUAUCGCCCAUCCUCUUCCUGCUCUACACUGAGCCAAUCCACCGACUAGGCAACCCUCAGGGCCGCUUCGGCUACGCAGACGACACGGCUAUCCUUUCUAUAGGCGACACAAUAGAUGAAACCACUGCAACGGCCUCCAGCUCCAUCGGCGAGAUGGUUCGAUGGGGUGCAGCAAAUGGCGUUUCGUUUGACCCGAAAAAGACCGAAGUCAUGCACUUCUCUCGCAGCAAACUCAGGACCACGCCGGCUAUACGCCACGGCGAUGUCGAGAAGCACCCCGAGCCAGCCAUACGCUGGCUCGGCAUCUGGCUUGACAGCAGGCUAUCGUUCCGCGUUCACGUCGAAAAGUGGGCGGCCAAGGCGCAUGCCGUCGCCUAUCAUCUACGGGGUCUCGCCAACACGAUACACGGCCCUCUCCCAAGCGCCGUGCGAAGUGCCGUCAUGGCUUGUGUCGAGCCGGUACUAUUGCAUGGAUCUGAAGCCUGGUACCCGGGCACCACCAGACCGCGAUGGAGCCUUACACCAGUCCAUGAGAGCCAUACUGCCCAUCUGGAAAACGACGCCCAUCACCAUCCUCCACCACGAGAGCGGCAUACCGCCAGUUGA
Fusarium proliferatum ET1 is the source of this 2523-nucleotide messenger RNA. RefSeq lists its product as uncharacterized. NCBI's taxonomy places the organism in Eukaryota, Fungi, Ascomycota, Sordariomycetes, Hypocreales, Nectriaceae. The coding region runs from base 1 to 2523 and encodes 840 amino acids. The record is from RefSeq and is a predicted model, not a curated record. The transcript is spliced from 2 exons. Gene Ontology annotation, molecular function: catalytic activity.